UAUUUGCUUUUUUUCCGGGAAAAAAAGCUGGAAUUGAGGCUAAAAUAUGGAAAAUCAUAAACGAGUUCUGUUUGAUGAGAUUGAUUACAAUGAUAAAGAAGCUUUAGAAGCAGCUAAAUUAUAUGCUGUUCGAGAAAGCUGGAUUCAAGCGAUGGAAUUACGACUAGUAAGAGAUAUGCUUGAUAAAUGUUAUAAAACAGAAGGAAUUAAUCACUAUGAAAACUGUAAAGAACUUUCAGAACGUUAUUGGAACAUGUUAAGACAAGGCUAUAAAGUUAAAGGAUAUAUGUCAAAACAACGAAUAAUUAAAGAUUCAUAAUUAUUUAUAGUUAAUUAUUGAUUUAUAGAUCUUUAAAGAUUUAAUU
This is a messenger RNA of Pneumocystis carinii B80, 365 nucleotides long. RefSeq lists its product as hypothetical. The record is from RefSeq and is a predicted model, not a curated record. NCBI's taxonomy places the organism in Eukaryota, Fungi, Ascomycota, Pneumocystomycetes, Pneumocystales, Pneumocystaceae. The transcript is spliced from 2 exons. Bases 47 to 319 code for a protein of 90 amino acids.